CGGUCCCGCCCGGCGCCUUCCUCCGCGAGAGGCGACCGGAGCGCGGCCCGGCCGAGCGGCAGCGACCGGCAGCGGGACUCCGAAGUCCACCAACGGCGCGGCCGCGCUCCCCGCACGCCCGGCCGGCCGGCCCUGCGGGCCACUCCCGACCGCGGCCUCGCUCCUGCCCCGCGGUGACCGCAAGCCCCGCUGCGUCCCCCUGCGGCCCCUCCUCGUCGCCUGUCCGUCCCCGCUGUGUCUUCGCUGUGUCCCCCGCUCCGUCCUUCUCUGUCCCCGUUCCGUCCCGCUGUGUCCCUCGCUCCGUCCCCGCCCGCCGACCCCCGGCGAUGCCGCGCGGCGCCACCUGGGCGCUGCUCUUGGCCGCGGCCCUGGGGCUCGGGGCGCGCGGCGUGCGCGGCGCUGUGGCCCUAGCCGACUUCUACCCGUUCGGCGCGGAGCGCGGCGACGCCGUCACCCCCAAGCAGGACGACGGCGGCUCCGGGCUGCGGCCGCUCUCCGUGCCCUUUCCGUUCUUCGGCGCCGAGCACUCCGGUCUCUACGUGAACAACAACGGGAUCGUCUCCUUCCUGAAGGAGGUUUCUCAGUUCACCCCAGUGGCCUUCCCCAUCGCCAAGGACCGCUGCGUGGUGGCGGCCUUCUGGGCGGACGUGGACAACCGGCGUGCAGGCGACGUGUACUACCGGGAGGCCACCGACGCAGCCACGCUGCGCAGGGCCACAGAUGACGUCAGGCGCUACUUCCCCGAGCUCCCAGGCUUCUCCGCCACCUGGGUGUUCAUAGCCACUUGGUACCGCGUCACCUUCUUCGGAGGCAGCUCCUCUUCCCCCGUCAACACGUUCCAGACCGUGCUCAUCACCGACGGCAAGCUCUCCUUCACCAUCUUCAACUACGAGUCCAUCACGUGGACCACAGGCACGCACGCCAGCAGCGGGGGCGACGCCGCUGGUCUGGGGGGCAUCGCGGCCCAGGCCGGCUUCAAUGCGGGUGAUGGGCGGCGCUACUUCAGCAUCCCCGGCUCACGCACCGCGGACGUGGUGGAGGUGGAGACCACCACCAACGUGGGCGUGCCCGGGCGCUGGGCGUUCAGAAUCGAUGAUGCCCAGGUGCGCGUGGGGGGCUGCGGCCAUACAACCUCCGUGUGCCUGACCCUGCGCCCCUGCCUCAACGGCGGCAAGUGCAUUGACGACUGCGUCACGGGCAACCCCUCCUACACCUGCUCCUGCCUCUCGGGCUUCACGGGGAGGAGGUGCCACCUGGAUGUGAACGAGUGUGCUUCCCACCCGUGUCAGAACGGCGGGACCUGCACGCACGGCGUCAACAGCUUCAUCUGCCAGUGCCCGGCGGGCUUCGGGGGACCCACCUGUGAGACAGCACAGUCUCCGUGCGAUGCCAAAGAGUGUGAGAACGGCGGCUGGUGCCAGGCGGAGGGCGGCUCUGCAGUGUGCGUGUGCGCAGCCGGCUACACGGGUGCAGCCUGCGAGACGGAUGUGGACGAGUGCGGCUCUGACCCCUGCCUGAACGGAGGGUCAUGUGUCGACCUGGUGGGGAAUUUCACCUGCCUUUGUUCAGAGCCCUUCGAGGGACCUCGCUGCGAGACAGGAAGCCACCCGGUGCCCGACGCCUGCCUCUCGGCCCCCUGCCAGAACGGGGGCACCUGUGUGGAUGCGGAGCAGGGCUACGUGUGUGAAUGCCCCGAAGGCUUCAUGGGCCUUGACUGCAGGGAGAGAACCCCCAACAACUGUGAGUGCCGUAAUGGUGGCAGGUGCCUGGGGGCUAACACCACCCUCUGCCAGUGCCCUCCGGGCUUCUUUGGGCUCCUCUGCGAAUUUGGUAGGUGCCCAGGGCUGGGAUGGGGGCGCCCUUCCUGCCUGGACCCUGAGAAUCCCCACAACCACCGUGUAAGUGGUGGCUUGGGCCUGGGCCCGGACCCGCAUGGUAGGCCCCGGGGGGUGGGGUGGGGAGGCCACAAGGGUGCCCGAACCUGGUCACCCGGGCAGCUCGGUCCUUCUCAAGGACACACGAUCUCCAGGGAGACACGCGGGGACGUGAGACGGGCUCUCCCCUUCCCUGCAGAGGUCACGGCCAUGCCCUGCAACGUGAACACGCAGUGCCCCGACGGUGGCCACUGCAUGGAGUACGGCGGGAGCUACCUGUGCGUCUGCCACACCAACCACAACGUCAGCCACUCGCUGCCGUCCCCCUGCGACUCAGACCCCUGCUUCAACGGAGGCUCCUGUGAUGCCCACGAUGACUCCUACACGUGCGAGUGCCCGCGGGGCUUCCACGGCCGGCACUGUGAGAAAGCCCGGCCGCGCCUGUGCAGCUCGGGGCCCUGCAGGAACGGCGGCACAUGCAAGGAAGCGGGCGGCGAGUACCGCUGCGACUGCCCCUACCGCUUCACCGGAAGGCACUGCGAGAUCGGGAAGCCAGACUCAUGCGCCUCUGGCCCCUGUCACAACGGCGGCACCUGUUUCCACUACAUCGGCAAAUACAAGUGUGACUGUCCCCCAGGCUUCUCGGGAAGGCACUGCGAGAUAGGUAAGGGGGGCGGAGGCCAGCGGGCCAGGGUGCAGACAAGAAGACAGGCCCGGUGGGCAGGGAUGGCCCGACCACGGAGGCGUGGGAGGCGGAGCUGGGGCGAGAGACGGGACGCUCUCCUGCAGCCCCGAGGCCUUUGGGGAGGACUCGGUGGUGGCCCCCCCCACCGGGCCGAGUGGAAGAGCACAGGGGCUGCAGUUCUGAGCCUGGCCUGCGCCUCCUCCCUUUGGUAUCCUCUGUGCACCCUUGCAGCCCCCUCUCCCUGCUUCCGGAGCCCGUGCAUGAAUGGGGGUACCUGCGAGGCCCUGGGGACAGACUUCUCCUGCCACUGUCAAGCAGGGUACACCGGACGCCGGUGCCAGGCAGAGGUGGACUGCGGCCCGCCCGAGGAGGUGACACAUGCCACCCUGCGCUUCAACGGCACCCGGCUGGGCUCGGUGGCCCUCUACUCGUGUGACCGAGGCUACAGCCCGAGCACCUCCAACCACAUCCGCGUCUGCCAGCCGCAGGGCGUCUGGAGUGAGCCUCCCCAGUGCCACGAAAUUGACGAGUGCCGAUCCCAGCCGUGCCUGCAUGGGGGCUCCUGCCAGGACCGCGUCGCUGGGUACCUGUGUGUCUGCAGCCCAGGGCAUGAAGGAGCCCGCUGCGAGCUGGAGACAGACGAGUGCCUGACGCAGCCCUGCAGAAACGGAGGCUCCUGCAGGGACCUCCCGGGGGCCUUUGUCUGCCAGUGCCCCCCAGGCUUCGUUGGAGUCCACUGCGAGACAGAGGUGGACGCCUGCGACUCCAGGCCCUGCCAGCACGGAGGCCGGUGUGAGAACGGUGGCGGGGCCUACCUGUGUGUCUGCCCAGAGGGCUUCUUCGGCUACCACUGCGAGACAGUGAGCGACCCCUGCUUCUCCAGCCCCUGUGGGGGCCGCGGCUACUGCCUGGCCAGCAACGGGUCCCACAGCUGCACCUGUAAAGCGGGCUACACGGGCAAGGACUGUGCCAAAGAGCUCUUCCCACCAACGGCCCUCAAGGUGGAGCGAGUGGAGGAGAGCGGGGUCUCCAUCUCCUGGCACCCACCCGAAGGCCCAGCCGCCCGGCAGAUGCUCGACGGCUACGCAGUCACCUACGCCUCUUCCGACGGCUCCUACCGCCGCACGGACUUCGUGGACCGGGGCCGCUUCUCGCACCAGCUCCGGGCCCUGGCGGCCGGCAGGGCUUACAACAUCUCCGUCUUCUCGGUCAAGCGCAAUGCCAACAACAAGAAUGACAUCAGCAGGCCCGUGGUGCUUCUCACCCGCACGCGACCCCGCCCCGUCGAGGGCCUUGAGGUCACCAACGUGACUGCCAGCGCCAUCUCGGUGCGAUGGGCUCUGCACAAGAUCCGCCACGCCACCGUCAGCAGCGUCCGCGUGUCCAUCCGCCACCCCAAGGCCCAGGAGGACGAGUCCACCGACGUGGACAAGGGUGUUGACAAGUUCACAUUCAGGGCCCUGCUUCCAGGAAGGAGAUACACCAUCUGGGUGACUGCCCUCAGCGGGCCUGGGGGGCAGGAGCACCCCACCGAGAGCCUGGCCUCGGCGCCGCUGCACGUGUGGACCCGGCCUCUGCCGCCAGCCAACCUGACCGCCGCCCGAGUCACGGCCACCUCCGCCCACGUAGUCUGGGAUGCCCCCACUCCGGGCACCUCACUGGAGGCCUACGUCAUCAACGUGACCACUAGCCAGAGCAGCAAGAGCCGCUACGUCCCCAAUGGGAGGCUGGUGUCCUACACAGUGCGGGACCUGAGGCCUGGACGGCGGUACCAGCUGUCAGUGACGGCCGUGCAGAGCGCCGGGGGCGACCAGCUGCACAGCGAGCCCGCUCACCUGUACAUCAUCACCUCCGCAAGGGACGGCGCCGACAGACGCUGGCACCGGGAAGGACUCCCCCCGCGGGCGCUCAGAACCCGACCGGCCCCCGCGCGCCUGCCGGAGCUGCGUCUGCUCAACGACCCCGGCGCCCCCGCAACGCCGACCCAGGCCCCCAGGUUCUCGGAGCUCGUGGACGGCAGAGGACGAGUGAGCGCCAGCUUCCGCAGCUCGCCUGGCAGACGGGUCACCGUGAGAUCACAACCCACGGCUCUGGUGCAGCUGGAGAACGCGGAGGAGGUCCCCGAGCAGGUCAGCCUGGCCCUCCAGCUCCCCGGACGCAGUGGUGACAAGGGCGUGGAAAAUGCCCCUGGGAACUGCUCAGACAACCCCUGUCAGAACGGAGGCACCUGUGUGCCUGGUGAGGAUGCCCACAGCUGUGACUGCACCCCGGGGUUCAAAGGCAGACACUGUGAGCUUGCAGCCUGUAGAAAGGUGCCCCAGCCCUGCACACGGCUGUUCUCGGAGACAAAGUCCUUUCCGGUCUGGGAAAGAGGCGUCUGUCACCACGUGUAUAAAAGAGUCUACAAAGUGCAUCCAGACACCUGUUUCAAAGAGAGCUGUGAGAGCACGCGCGCCAGGACCCCAGACAGGAAACAAAGUAACAGUCCUACACUGAAGAAAUCUUAAGGAUCAGGAUGCUCUUGUUAACGCUCCAUCAACCUCACGAGUUUCUAAAGCCCAGGAAGACGAGGUCUAAAAUUGGAUUGAAAACAAGGUCCUGGCUGGAGUCGGUGCCCUGAGUGGCUUCUCUCCUCUGGCCUCUGGAAGACAGACGGCCAGGCCAGGCAAGCACCAGCCACCUCCUUGCCCAGCCACGACCAGGGAGACCUCCGGGACAGAACCCACAUCUGACAUAGCCCAGGCUGCAGUCUUCUAGGAAGCAGUCUGCGCCACGGUGAAUGCGCACCCACGGCACACACGUUAGCCCUGGAUGGCAAGGCUGUCCACCAGGAAUGCUUUUGCAACCUUCAGAAACCAGUUCUCAGAUUCCGAAGUCAGAGACAGAGUUCUCCCUUUGAGAGCUAGCAACAAAACUGAGGAACUGCUCUCAACAGCUUCCAAAGCAGAGAUGGUGGGGCUGGGAGGAAGGGGCAGAGGUGAGGCCACACUGGAAGCACUUGGCCCGGCUCUCCUCCGCCAGCAGAUUAUUUAUGCUGACCGUUCGCAGGCUACGCUCCAUCAUAUGGACCAGCUGACUCUGAGAGAGAAAAUGAUAACACUAAGACGGAGUUUAAACACUUUUUACCUACAACCUUUUCUGCAAAGGUCAGACGGUAUUCCUGGCUUUGAGGACCCUAUGGUCUCUGUGGCAAUGACUCAGCUCUGCAGUGGUAGCACAAAUGCAGCCAACAGACGUGUGACUGACCAGGCGUGGCUGGGUUCCAAUAAAACUUUAUUUACAAAAACAGGCAGGGCCGAGUUGGCCCAUGCACCACACUGGGUUAACCCCUGGUCUUCGAGGUCAUAGGCUUUGGCCUCUCCCCUGGAUGACAAGUCCCACCAAGGCACCAAAGACCUCAAGGGUUUCAUGGAAACCUCAAGGGUUUCAGACCCCACUUGGAAAGCCAAGGCAGCACCUCUACCAAGUACAGCGAGGGCUCCUCCCACAAGCCUGAAUGCGAUGCUGGUUAGGGUUUCUCUUAGUCCAGGACUCAAAUAACGCUGUGUGGGGCUCUCAGGUAGUAAGCACCGUGUUCCACACGCUCCUCCUUCACACACAGAUCGCCGCGUCAUCCUGCCACCCCUGCUCUCUAGCACGCUUCUAAGCAGCGCUUGCUUCUCCCUGCAAAUGAGCUGAAAACCAAACAAGCCAACCCCACCUCUAGUGUGCUGAACAUUUUAGCAGCUGACCCAAACUGGAACUCAAGCCCCCGUGCAUCUUCCACUGACUCUGCCCUGAGUCAGCAUCACAGCCACAGAAAGGGGCUCUUCCUUUCAUCUUUUAUAAAAAAGUUUUUUUUACAGAGUUAUAUUUUAGGCUUUUUAUUUUUAUUAAAGUUUUGUGUGCAUAUGUCUGUGUAUUAUGCAUUCUGUCAUUUUCAGCAAGGAGGAAUAGUCAUUUCGAGAAGUCUCUACUGUACUCCAGAAGGUCCCCAGUCUCCAAGGCCCACCUGGAGAAGACGGCUGAGUGCAGUCCAGGGGCUCUGACACUGGGAGAAUCGAGAGAAAACCACAUACGUAAACACGUACUGCUGACCUGUGCUCUGGCACUGGGACCUGUCACUGUGCAUCUGUGUAGGCUACGGCGUCACGAGCAAACAGCAAGAUCAAGUGAUAUCACUGGAAAGAAGACAAAACCCUCUACUGCCAUGUCAAUAACCUCAAGCCCCUCAGCCACGAGGCAAAUGUAACGUGUUCCAGUCUUUAGCUUAGAAGCCCUUGUUUCUACAAGAAACAGUCUACUGAAUCCUGAGCUUGGUGCUGUGUUUUCUUAUGAUUAACCCAUUUUGAUGUUUUAUAAGUUAAACAUCUAGUAAAAGACUUCCUGAUGCUAAAGGAAUUAUAAUUCAUCCUUGAAACAUUACAAGUGAGCCACUGCUUUUUUCCACAUGGCUCCUUCUUAAAACUCUAACGUCUUCCUUGGAGAUACUCAAGGUCCACCCCAAAAAUUAGCAAAAAUGGAAUCAAAAAAUUGCCAGGGGCAUGCACAUUUCUGUGUCGGGAAGAAAGGAGCGAUCCUGAGUUG
Molecule: messenger RNA, 7125 nt
Organism: Delphinapterus leucas (beluga whale)
Lineage: Eukaryota; Metazoa; Chordata; Mammalia; Artiodactyla; Monodontidae
Source: RefSeq, a predicted model, not a curated record